GCAGCACUGUUGCGAAUGAAAGCAGACAGCUCGUCAGUGCUCAACUCGCGCAGCAGACCUCGACAACACCACAGUGGCGGGAUGGUGACUCCUGACUGGCCUGCCUUCUCCAGUCAUCCCCUGUCAGCCCUGGGUCUGCUCAGCUCUCAGGAGGACUACAGGAGUGAAGAAAGCGAAGAGUUCGGGCCUGUUUUCAUCCAUGAGCCAGACGAUGUUAUUUUUCCUUUGGACUCUGAUGAAAAGAAAGUGGUGAUGCACUGUGAGGCACGGGGGAAUCCACAACCCACAUACAGCUGGUACAUCAAUGGGACGGAAGUGGACGCAGAGGCAGACUACCGCUACAGAUUCAUUGAUGGAAACUUAAUUAUUACCAAUGCAAGUGAGAGCACCGACUAUGGGAGGUACCAGUGCAAAGCAGAGAACAGCUUCGGGAUCGUCCUUGGUCGGGAGGCUCUUUUGCAGUUUGCAUAUCUCGGUGCUUUCAGUGGGAAGACCAGAGGCGGGGUUUCCGUGCGUGAAGGCCAAGGUGUGGUGCUCAUGUGUACUCCUCCGCCUCAUUCACCAGAGAUCAUCUACAGCUGGGUGUUCAACGAGUUCCCCUCGUUCGUGGCCGAGGACAGUCGGCGCUUCAUCUCCCAGGACACAGGAAACCUGUACAUCUCCAAGGUGCAACCCUCUGACGUAGGAAGCUACAUCUGUCUGGUGAAGAACACGGUGACGAACGCACGGGUCCUGAGCCCUCCAACGCCACUGACACUGAAAACCGACGGUGUCAUGGGUGAAUAUGAGCCCAAAAUUGAAGUGCACUUCCCUACAUCUGUUCUGGCUGCCAGAGGAGUCACUGUCAGGCUGGAGUGCUUCGCUCUGGGGAAUCCGGUGCCAACAAUCACAUGGAGGAAGAUCAAUGGCAACAUCCCCAAAAAAGCAAGACUUAGGAAGUCCCAGGCUGUGCUGGAAAUUCCCAACAUUCAACUGGAGGACUCGGGAACCUACGAAUGCAAAGCUGAGAAUCCAAGAGGAGGCACUGCUUUCAAAGGACAUCUGCAGGUCUACACACUCCCUCAGUGGGUCAGAAUGAUUAAUGAUACCCAGAUGGAUAGUGGAGAGAAGCUCCAAUGGGAGUGCAAGGCCAUCGGGAGGCCCCGGCCCACCUAUCACUGGCUUCUUAAUGGUUUGCCCUUGACAUCCCAGGGUCGAGUUGAAAUAGUGAACGGAGAGCUGACUAUUCACAGAGUGCAGCAGGCUGACUCAGGAAUGUACCAGUGUGUUGCAGGAAAUAAAUACGGGGCCAUCUACUCUAACGCCGAACUCAAGAUUUUAGCGUCGGCUCCUGUCUUUGUCCACAAUCCCGUACGGGUCAUUGCCACACUUGGAAAAGACGUAUCGCUGGACUGCAAGCCCAGAGCAUCGCCCAAACCACGGAUUACAUGGAAGAGAGGAGACCGGAGGAUCCAGCAAAGCAGAAGGAUUAUGUUGUUACGGAACAAUACACUGAGAAUUGUCAACUCCAGCCGAGCAGAUGAGGGGAACUAUGUGUGCCGGGCGGAGAAUCAGCUGGGCUCGGCUGAGAUGACUGCUGUACUGUGGGUAAAAGAGGCCAUGCGUGUGGAGCUCAGCCCGAGCAGAGUGGAAGUGACCGUGGGGGAGAGCGUGGUGCUGAGCUGCAAGGCCACUCAUGACACGUCGCUGGAUGUGGCCUUCCAGUGGCUCUUCAACCAGAGGCCGAUCAACUUCCAACAGGACGGGGGCCACUUUGAAUACAUCCAAACACAGUCUUCGACGGUGGAUCUGAUGAUUAGGAGCAUUUUGUUAAAGCAUGCCGGGAAGUAUGGGUGCCGGGCCCAGACCAGUGCUGACACAGUGUUUGCGGAGGCCGAACUCCUUGUUCGAGGUCCUCCUGGACCCCCUGGAGUGGUGAUAGUGGAGGAGAUCACGGAUACCACGGCAACCCUGUCCUGGACUCGUGGCCUGGACAACCACAGCCCUAUCAGCACCUAUAAUUUACAGGCCCGCAGCCCAUUUUCAUUAGGCUGGCAAACUGUCAAAACAGACCCAGAACCAGUGACAGGGGAUAUGGAGUCAGCCAUGGCUGUGGAGCUCAACCCCUGGGUGGAAUAUGAGUUCAGGGUGGUGGCCAGCAAUGCGAUCGGGACCGGAGACCCGAGUGCACCGUCGAGAGGCGUUAGGACGAAAGAAGCAGUCCCGUCAGUGGCACCAUCGAACGUCAGCGGAGGGAACGGCCGCAGGCACGAACUGGUCAUCUCGUGGGAGCCUGUAUCCGAGGAGUUCCAAAAUGGCGAGGGCUUUGGGUAUAUCGUUGCGUUUCGCGCCAACGGAACCAGAGGCUGGAAGGAGAAGAUGGUGACGUCAGCGGACUCCACGACGUAUAAAUACAGAGACGAGACCUUCCCUCCCCUCACCCCAUUUGAAGUGAAGGUCGGCGUGUACAACAACAAGGGGGACGGGCCGUUCAGCAAAGUCGUCAUCAUCCACUCCGCUGAGGGCGAGCCGAGGGAAGCGCCGUCCGAUGUGAAAGCUUACAGCAUUUCUUCAUCGGAAAUAAGGCUCACUUGGAAACCGCCCAAUCCUGGCCCCGGGAGACCAAGAGGAUAUGAGGUCAGCUAUUGGAAAGACUUGGAGCAGGAGGAGUCGGGGAUAAAACAAAGAACUGUGAAAAACGAAACUUCCAUGGUCCUGACAGGACUAGAGGGCAACAGUCUGUAUCUCAUCACUGUAAGAGGCUUCAACAGCAUCGGCCAGGGUCCCGCCACUGCAGCUGUCACAGCCAACACCAGGAAAGCCCCUCCUGCUCAGCCUCCAACCAACCUCAUGUGGAUUCAAGAGGGCAACAAUGUGUCUUUAAACUGGGAGCCAGUGAAGGCAAAGGACAACGAAUCAAAUGUCAUCGGGUACAUGGUGUUACUCAAACAAGAAGGCAGAGGCCACAACCAGGUGACCAGAACCAUUAACCCUUCCACCAUGCUCUCACUGCCAGAGGGAGGCACCUAUAUCAUUGAGGUGCGCGCCCUCAGCGAAGGGGGAGAGGGAGCGGUCAGCUCCCAAGUCCGAGUGGUCACCUCCUCCGGUGUACGAGCAAAAAGCAACCAGCGCUCGGUGCACUGCACGCCGCAGGGCCUAACGUGGACAGCAAUGCUCCUGGUUCUUCUGGUGCCUUCAGCUUCGUGGUGA
Molecule: messenger RNA, 3189 nt
Organism: Anoplopoma fimbria (sablefish)
Lineage: Eukaryota; Metazoa; Chordata; Actinopteri; Perciformes; Anoplopomatidae
Gene: cntn5
Product: contactin 5
Exons: 22
Coding region: 16-3189 (1057 amino acids)
Biological process (GO): cell-cell adhesion
Molecular function (GO): protein binding
Source: RefSeq, a predicted model, not a curated record